Molecule: messenger RNA, 3406 nt
Organism: Myripristis murdjan (pinecone soldierfish)
Lineage: Eukaryota; Metazoa; Chordata; Actinopteri; Holocentriformes; Holocentridae
Gene: alg13
Product: ALG13 UDP-N-acetylglucosaminyltransferase subunit
Exons: 25
Coding region: 177-3026 (949 amino acids)
Biological process (GO): protein deubiquitination
Molecular function (GO): cysteine-type deubiquitinase activity; K63-linked deubiquitinase activity
Source: RefSeq, a predicted model, not a curated record
GAUCAGAGCAGAUUUGAAUCACCUGUCCGCUCGUGCAGGAAACCGACAACUCCGCGCUUCAGUUGCGUGCGCGGAGAAAACAGGUGAUAAAUAUCGAGCUACUAUUUAUUGCGAUAUUAAUAAAACAACAACAACAACAACAACAACAACAACAACAACAACUAGAAGACAGAAGGAUGCAGAAAGGACCGAAGAAAUACUUCGUGAACAUGGACGAGUACCUGGCCAGCCUCGCGCUCUACAGGAAGAUGGUGGCGCGAGACGCGUCCAGUCUGUUCCGGGCCGUGUCCGAGCAGCUGUACCACUCUCAGAGCUAUCACCAGAAGAUCCGGCAGGACUGUGCCAACUACAUGAGAGCCAACAGGUGCAAGUUUGAGCCGUUUGUUGAAGGGUCAUUUGACAAGUACCUGGAGCGUCUGGAGGACCCCAAGGAGACGGUGGGCCAGGUGGAGAUCAAAGCUCUGUCUCUGCUGUACAGGCGCUGCUUCGUGAUCUAUCGUUACCCGGGGAAACCAGCCACAGUGAUCACAGAGGAUGAGUUCACUGACAAGGUGAUGCUGUGUUGCUCCAACAACGGUCACUACGACAUCGUGUACCCCAGGAGCUACCCGGCGUCCGCAGCGCUCUGCCAGUCUAUCUUGUAUGAGCUGCUGUACACGCGUGUGUUUGGCGUGGACGAGGCCGACCUCCACCAGUCCAUGGAUGCCUUCCGGGUCGGAGGUCGUCGCUAUAGAAACAGCCCAUCAGCGUGCAGCGAUGGGGACAUGGGCUACGAGCUGCCUGAGGACCGCAGCCACAAGGAGGAGGCGGAGGCGGGCGGAGCAGGAGCCGCUGCCGAGGACAAGGCCAGAGCCGGGACCGACGACAGCAAGCCCCCUGCAGAGCCCUCCUCCUCCAGACUGUCUCUGCCUUACAAAGUGCUGAAGUCUCUGGACACAGAUCUGUACCGAAACCUGGAGUUUGACGUCUGGCUCGACUCCUGCAAAGAGCUGCAGAAGACAGACUACAUGGUGUUUGCAGGCAGGCAGUACUUCCUGGGAGACAAGUGUCAGGUGCGUCUGGAGCUCAAGGGGAAGUACUACAACGCUUUCAUCCAGGAAGUAGGAACACACUCGUCGGCUGUCACAGUUUUCAUAGAGGAGCUGGGAGAGAAACAUUUGGUUCCUCUCACUAACCUGAAGCCGGUGAAUCCGGUUCCGGCGUGGAACGUCGCAGCUCCGAGUCGGAAAGGUGAUCUGGACUCAGAGUCUCGUGGCCAGCGUCAUCAUCGCCACCGCUACUUCAGGAAGGCUCGAGGCGGCGGGGGACCGAAGGGGGCGGAGCUCCUGUUGCCCCCGCCCUCCUCUUAUGGGGGCCACGUCCACGCCGCCCUGCCCCCCCGCUUCCAGCCGGCCGGUCACACCCGCCCGCCGCCCCCCUCGUCAGCGGGAGCCAUGACCUACGACCCCUAUGCCCCCCCGCACCACCACCACCACCCCUCAGCUGCCAGACCGCCGCGCUACGGAGCCGCCAGCUCCACCCGCUUCCUGAACCGGCACCUGAUUGGUCCACAGCUGGCCUAUUACCACCCUGGGAGACGAUACUACCACAGCUACGACAACUACGCCUUCCGCUCGCGGCGCAGUCGGCGGCAGCUGGCGGCGGCGCUCAACAAGGACUGUCAGUUUGGGUUCUCAGCAGAGACCGGGGAGGAGGAGCCCGCCGACCUGGAGGGAAACAUCACCUACUACCAGCUGGAUGACGCCAACGAGGCCGUGUUCCCCCCGCUGCCGGGCCAGGCUGUGGCUCCUCCUCCCAUGCUGGGAGCCCCUCCCCCUCCUCCCCCUGCCUCCUCCUAUUGGGUCCAGCGAGGUCCCGGGCCCCUCCCCCCCACCCCUCCACCUGGGAAGCCCCCUGUGACAUCAUCAGAAGAGGACCAGGAGGACGCCAGCACAGUGGAGGACCAGACUGAGUACUCAGAGGACUACAUCUACACAGCUCAGGAUCCAGGUUUCCAGAGUCCUGUGGUGUUCACUGCUGCAGAGCCUGUCACCAGUCUGGCUGUUCAGGAAGGUGGCGCUGCUGAGUCACCAACAGACGGCAUGACGAACUAUAGCUACACCCAGCAGGUGGUCAAGCCGUCAGCCGUCAUCUGCUCUUCUCCCUCCUCUUCCUCCUCCUCACCCUCCUCCUCCUCAUCUCACACUCCUCUGGCCUCACACCUCCCAGCGCCAGCACACAGCCAGCCACGCACAGUUGCCAUGGCGAUGCCAGCCACGCCUCCCUGGUUGGUUAAUGAGUUGGGCGAGCCUCUGUGCACCGUGGUGGCUCCGCCCCCUUACUCCUACGACCCCAACGGCAGCGACUUACCCCGAGACUGCAGAGUUCUCCAGUACUACUUCAACUUAGGAGUGCAGUGGUACCACCAGAGCUGCUGGCAGCAGGCCUACGCACCUCCCUCACCUGAGGCACCCUACACCUACCAGGCCUACCCCCACUACCACGCCCCCCCCACCCAGGAUGCAUCGCUCCACGGCGCCCCUCCCCAGUCUUACCCCGAGGCAGGCCGAGGCCCCGGCUCCCACCACACCCCCCCUCCCUACCCAGAAUCCACCAGGCCAGCAGACGGACAGACGGACGGACACGGCAGCGGCCCCGCCCUCUCCCUGGAAGUCUCCUCCCCCACCUCCUCCUCCAUCAGUCCUGUGCCUACAGGCUCCGCCCCUCCACCACUCCUCUACCCGGAGCAGCCCCUCCCCCCUCCUCCCUCUGUCCUGCACCUCCCAUAUGAGGCCCCGCCUCCCCCCUACCUCCCUGCCCCCUCUCCUCUUCCUCCUCCUCCUCCUCACCCCCACUUCCCCCAUCACUCCUCCUACCACACUUACCUCCCCCCUGCCCACUGGGGGGCGUUCCCACCUGGAGGCCCUGCCCACGGGACCCACCCACGGGUCUACUGCCCCGCCACUAACCCCACCCACAUGGUUGGUUACAUCACAGCCCCGCCCCCUCACCACUCAGCCACUCACUACCUUCCACCUAGCAUGUGACCCUGCUAGCAUGUGCAGAAACAUGCUAAUGCUGUUAUUUAGCUACCUCACCGUGUCCCGCUGAACCUGGUAUCUUCAGAAAGGUGAAGCUCAGGGAGGUACCAGGUCUCAGCAGGACACCUCGUCACCAGUUACCAUAGAAACGCCCGUGGACCUUAGAGCCAUCAUGGCUGCCAGGAAACCAGUUUGUCUGACUUGUUCAUUUGUUUGUCACUAAGAGAUGGCCUGCUGCUGUCAGCCAAUCAGAGAGGGGGCUGGGCUGUGCAGGGGGCGUGGCCUAAUCCUGUGUUUGUUUGUUCAUGGAAAAUAUUUCUGUUCAGUAUUCAAACGGGUGAUGGUGCGCUUUGUUUUUGCAUGAAUAAAGAGUUGUGUUUCCCCGA